This is a messenger RNA of Cariama cristata (Red-legged seriema), 669 nucleotides long. It is a transcript of the gene RNF212, whose product is annotated as ring finger protein 212. Bases 1 to 669 code for a protein of 222 amino acids. Gene Ontology annotation, molecular function: SUMO transferase activity. The record is from RefSeq and is a predicted model, not a curated record. NCBI's taxonomy places the organism in Eukaryota, Metazoa, Chordata, Aves, Cariamiformes, Cariamidae. Gene Ontology annotation, cellular component: synaptonemal complex. The transcript has 9 exons. Gene Ontology annotation, biological process: homologous chromosome pairing at meiosis; protein sumoylation; reciprocal meiotic recombination.
AUGGCUAGCAGUAGUGAGGCUGUUUUGGUGGAGAAAUGGUUUGACAGUGAGGCUGAGACAGUAAAGUUGGAAGAAUCUCUCAAGAAAGUAACACAACAAAUACAUCAGAUACAAUGUUUGAAACCUCCUGAACAAACUACACAACUACCAUUUUCCAAUACAAGCAGAAAUCCACCUUCCAUUCCUUCAAGAAAACAGAUUGGUUAUUCUUCAUGUUCCCUUCAUCCUAGUCAUCCAUCCACUUCUGAAAUAAUGGAGUCAAUGGAGAUUGAUCCUGUACCUUCACCAAUGAGGAAACCUGAGACACCGACCGGUCCGACAAGAUUAUCAUUAAUAACUCCACCGCAAGAUGGACGUAUGGGUAGUGUAUCCUACAGAAGUUCUCAGCCAUCUGGAAUAAUGUCAAGUCAGAAUAGUAGAGCAGGAUCUACAAGAUCCACACCUAUAAGACUACCACACAGUGGAUGUUCAGUUACACCAUCAUCUGGAUUACAAAGUAGUAGAAGGGGGUCAUGGGCUACUUCUGAUUUCAGAACCCCUCAGUUAUAUCCAUUUACAUCACCAUCCCCACAGUCAUCUGUAACAAGACAUCCAAUCACCAUCUCUGGACUUCUGCAAAGACAACAUUUAGGAUCAACUAAUUUUGGAGGACAUUCAACGGAAAGAUAA